UCAGGUUCUGGAUACAGGGGCUCAUGGGCACAAUACACCAAGGCCCUGACUGCAGGUCUGGCCAUUCCUUAAAUACACCUCCUGCAAUCAGCCUCAGGUGAUGGUUGAUUGCAGGAGUGUGCUUCUGGCUGCUGAGAGCACCCUCUGGCCAGCCCUGGUACUGCAGCCCACACGGCAGGUGAGUCCCACCACCAGUGCUGAGUCCAUUCCUGACAUAGAAUGCUACUUUCCUUUCAAUCAAGGAAGUUGAAAUGCCUCUAGGAUUUGCAAGAAUUGUAGAAUCUGCAUAAUCUAGGUUCAACAGCAGCAGAUAUAGGUGUC
Staurois parvus is the source of this 321-nucleotide messenger RNA. Lineage: Eukaryota; Metazoa; Chordata; Amphibia; Anura; Ranidae. The record is from the annotation of a GenBank genome assembly.